GUAUCGAUAGAUUUGACCCGAAAUUAUCGCAACCCUCAAAAACCUGUCAUUUGCUCUUUCGUCAAAGACAACACCAACACAAGCGAUCACUGUGUCCGUGACUCCAAUACACAAGCCUCUAUGUCUGAAUCUGAUGUGAAAAAGGAAAGAGAGACAGCACAUGAUGAAGAUAUUGCAGCGACAUCUUAUGUCAGUGGUCAAUACUCUAUUCCGAAUUGCAUUUAUGUCUUGAAAGUUCUAAAGGAAGAACUUCAUUGGUUUAAAAAACGAUUUAGCUAUGCUUUAGAAUUGAUUAAAGAUAGCAAAAAUAGAGUCAUUGUUAUCUCUUUAAAAGAUUGCUAUGAUGAUUUGGCAGAUUGGAUAGAUUACAAGUAUCAAAAGGAAAACCCGGAUGCUUUCUGA
Messenger RNA from Vicia faba (fava bean), 402 nucleotides. NCBI's taxonomy places the organism in Eukaryota, Viridiplantae, Streptophyta, Magnoliopsida, Fabales, Fabaceae. The record is from the annotation of a GenBank genome assembly.